Messenger RNA from Lodderomyces orthopsilosis Co 90-125, 1992 nucleotides. Its product is annotated as TFIIH/NER complex subunit. The transcript has a single exon. Bases 1 to 1992 code for a protein of 663 amino acids. The record is from RefSeq and is a predicted model, not a curated record. Gene Ontology annotation, cellular component: transcription factor TFIIH holo complex; transcription factor TFIIH core complex. Lineage: Eukaryota; Fungi; Ascomycota; Pichiomycetes; Serinales; Debaryomycetaceae. Gene Ontology annotation, biological process: nucleotide-excision repair; transcription by RNA polymerase I; transcription by RNA polymerase II.
AUGGACAUUAUACGAGGUGCUUGCUCCAAAGAUAAAGUUGGUGGAAUGGUCUAUAUACGGGAGGAUAUUGUCCCAUCAAUGCUUGAAUGGAAAGCUAUUGAAGACGAAAGGAAUACAGUAGCAAUACCAUUGAAUAAACUUGUUGGCCUACAAGUCUCAAAAGAAUCAAAUCCCAAGAUGAUGUUGCAAAUAAUUUACAAGUUGGAUGAUCAAGAAGAGCCAACAAAGAUGAAACUUCAUUUCAACAAUCGACCUACAAUGAAUAACAUUAAGGACGCGUUGCAAACAAUUGUUGCUAGAUCAAGGACCAGAGUUGAAGGAUCAUUGACUCCAACCCCUCUGACUGAAGUAUCGAGUCGACUAGGAUCUUCUGCUGGUACACCUGGCACAAAUGAAUCAGGUACUUCAACACCUGGUGCUUCAUCCAUUUCAAGUGCAUUCAAUCUAUCGCAUGAUCAAUUAACUGAUGCUAGUUUGCUAAAAAACUUUGAUCUACAGCAGAAACUAUUGUUAGAGGAUAAGGAUCUAAGGAAUACCUUCACUAAAUCAGUAAUGCAAUUUAAACUAUCACCAACAAUGUUUUGGUCAAGUCGAAUAAAUCAAUUGCGUACGUUUGCAUUAACAAUAUCUCAACAUCGAGGUCCAUACAACGUGUUAAGUACUAUCAAACCUGUGGCAACUUCUGACAAUCAAGUGAAUGUGAAUGUUACACGCAGUACCAUUAAUGAAAUAUUUGACAUUUAUCCAAUUAUAAAGAAAGCAUUUACUGAUUUGGUACCGCAAAAGCUACUGGAGGGUGAAUUCUGGUCUCGUUUUUUCAAUUCUAAAUUGUUUCGAAGGUUGAGAGGAGAUAAAAUUGGGUUAUACAGUGGGAGAGGAGAUGUUAUUUUGGACAAGUAUUUGUAUAUUGACGAGGAUAGUUUGAAUGAGGAAGUAGCACAAAAUAAAGAUGGAGAAGAGGGAAAUUCUUCCAAGAGGCAGAAACUUAAUGAAGAGGAUAAGACUAGUCUGAACAGCUUCUUGAAUGAGUCACCAGUGAGCAAGUUUCUUGAUUUGUUUGGUAAUGAGCAAGAUAAUUCUCAAAAAUUGGGUAAUCGACCCGAUAUGACAAUGAGAUACGAGGAUGAUGCAACAAAAGCACUACAUUUAAAGUCCGGCUCAACCAAGGAGAAUGAAAUGAUUAUUUUAAUGAAGAAUAUGAACAAGUUAUCUUCCAAAAUGAUGAGUAUGAGUUCGGUUGAAAACCCUGCUAAACCAGAAAACACAGUGGACGGCUUAUCAGCUCCGGAAGUUAAUGAAUAUGAAGAGGAGUUGGAUUUGCACGAUUUGAACGUGGUUAAUGACGCUCAGUAUGUGAAGUUGAGUAUCAACACCAACAAUAUCAAGGAUCGCACACUUGACGUCGCUGAGGGUGAAACCAUCGACAUCGAAAUGAAUGAUGCUGAUUUGAUAAAUUACUUGCAAAAUCAGAUUCCAAAAGAGUCAGUAAUCGACUUGUCAGACACAUUCAAGGGCAAAGAAGAAGACAUUGGCAAAACGUCGGCUGAAAUUUCACAGCUUGUUAGACACAAUUUCAAGACAUUCAAACUGAUAAAUAAAGAGGAUUCGAUGUCCUCGUUAAAACCUCACAACAUCAUUCCCGAAACCAUGUAUCAAGAAAUAAUCACCUACAAUAUAACCAUUGUGGAAUUUUUGUCCCAUUUUUGGAAAUUGUUUCUCAACGGAAACAACCCUACCCAAUUGAAAAAAAUAUUUACCAGCUUGAAGAACUGUCAAAACUCCCUUACUGAGUUUAAGGGUAAAAGCUUGGCUCAUUUGGAUGGAAUUGAUAUAGUGGCACUGAAUGAAAAACUAAAGGAAAAAAUUCACAAGGAUUUUGACGCAUGUUUGGAACCAAUGGAGAUGAGUUUAGGUACAGCAUUGAGAAAAUACGCUGAAGCAGUAAAGAAUGCAAAUGCGAGGGAACAAAAUGGGGUAGAGUCUCAAUCCUAA